AGAUUUACGAAAAUGACAAAACCUGUUUUCGGCGUUUUAACUGGUAUUACAUUCUGUGUUUUGCAGUUGGUUGCAUUCUCGUAUGCCGACCUUCCAGCUAUUGGAUUCAGUGCCAAGCUUUCCCGUAAUAUCCAGUUAGGAAAGGGAGAAGCGGUUAAGUACGACACCGUGAUCACCAAUAAGGGUAAUGCUUAUAACAGAUGGUCAGGACAUUUUACAGCGCCCCUUAAAGGACUCUAUCUGUUCUCCUGUACCAUACUGGCUCAGCAUCGGUACCACGCACACAUUGAAAUAAUGAAAAAUGGAUCGAAAAUCUCCACCUUAUAUUCCAGCACGACUGACCAAAGUUCGCAGACCAUUGUCCUAGUUUUACGUGAGGGAGACACUGUUUGGACAAGACAAGCCUGGACCGGGAGGCAUCUGCAUGACCAUGUGGGGUACAAUAUGUUUACCGGAGUUCUGAUAUCAGAAAAUGUCUAAUGGUUUUAUUGAU
This is a messenger RNA of Saccostrea echinata, 493 nucleotides long. Its product is annotated as complement C1q tumor necrosis factor-related protein 3-like. Bases 13 to 480 code for a protein of 155 amino acids. Gene Ontology annotation, molecular function: protein binding. Lineage: Eukaryota; Metazoa; Mollusca; Bivalvia; Ostreida; Ostreidae. The record is from RefSeq and is a predicted model, not a curated record. The transcript is spliced from 2 exons.